This is a messenger RNA of Synchiropus splendidus (mandarinfish), 989 nucleotides long. It is a transcript of the gene sebox, whose product is annotated as SEBOX homeobox. The record is from RefSeq and is a predicted model, not a curated record. Gene Ontology annotation, molecular function: DNA binding. The transcript is spliced from 3 exons. The coding region runs from base 6 to 989 and encodes 327 amino acids. Lineage: Eukaryota; Metazoa; Chordata; Actinopteri; Syngnathiformes; Callionymidae.
GAGACAUGAAUCUGCUGCUGGAUGCCGACUUCUCUCUGCACAAACAGAAGCAGAGCAAGGAUGGGAUGGACCUGAAGGUUCUGUUCGGGGAGCAGCAGGAGUACAAAGACCCGCACGGCGGGAACAUCCAGAGUUCUCCAGACCAGGAGCUAGAGCUGGACCGGACUAUGGGCCUCCUGGAAGGUCAGAGGAAGAGGAAGCGGACCAUCUUCAGCCGGACUCAGCUGUCUGAACUGGAGCAUGCCUUCGCUGUGACCCCGUAUCCAGACAUCACUCUGAGAGAAAGGCUGGCUGCUCAGACUCACCUACCUGAGAGCAAGAUCCAGGUUUGGUUCCAGAACAGAAGAGCCAGAAGCAUCAAGACUGGAAGACACUUCAAACCAACCAAGUCACUUCUCAAAGGACAAAGAGGUGCCGUCUCGCCUCAGGGACUCCUGUCUUCUUCUCUCACUGGACCAACCACACUAGCGGAUCUCUUCAGACCAGAGCAAAACUGUGCCACUGACGACACAUCGCACAUCUACUCAGACUGGAUGCAGAUCUACAACAAUCAGCAUACUUGUUCUUCCUCCUCCUUACACCACCAGCCUUCACUUAGCUCCCCAAAAUUGUCCGAGCCUCGAGUCUGGGAGGAAGAGCAGAACCAGUCACAGCAUAGGAGCAGGCCCACUGGCCCUUUCUUUCAGCCUCAUCACCCAAACUCCAGGAGUUCCUACCAAAACUUCAGAAACUUCUCUCCAGGGGCUGUGGCCCUAGCAGGAUCUCACCCGAGCAUCUAUGGAGGAGGCCACGCCUCGGUGGAUCAGGUGGUCCCGUCUCACCCUCAGCCACUGUACUGGGAUGUAAACCAGGGUCAAGGACACUUUCACCUCCACUCCCAACACCAGCAGCAGCUCCAUCACCCCCAAGUGGGACCACAGACUUCCAUGGGAUACAUCUCGGACCUCAUUUACAAUGCUGCCAUCGUGACCAACUUUGUGGAGUUCUGA